AAAAACUAACCGCGUAAACAACCGCGAAGAGAAAGUUACUCUCUAACAGUUGGUAAUAAACGGCGCUGCUGUAACACCUAACCUAUGUUCGGCGUAUAUUUUUGACAGUUUCAUGUGAAACUUGUGAAAAAUGAUUUAUUUAAAGUGUCGCGAUUAACUUCGAUGUGCGUUUUUAUGGCAGAACAGACAAUUUUUAGGUCUCCGUUAUUAGUACGGUACUAAUAAAAAAAUGGCAGUGGCAAGUUGGAUGCUUGGCAAACGUAGUCUACGACCCAAAUAUAGUCGCAGUCAACAAACUAACUUGGAAGACUAUGUCAAAUUGGAUCUUGAAAUAGAUCCACAUGAAAACGCAACUGAAAUUCUUAAAGAACUGACAAAAAACACGACUUUAUCAGAAACUAAACGACUGAAUUAUUUGAAUGCGUUUGUUAAACUCACUUUACAUGUUAAAAGAGAUAUAUCUAUAUUAGGAUUUACUGUAGAAGAUAUAUUAAUAUGUUUACGAAUAUGUGUUGUAAACGAAAUGACUCAAGUGCGAUCGGGUGGUUUUCGUGCCAUCCGACACGUUCUUAACUCAGAAGAAGACGUCGUUCAAUUUAAUAAGCUCCUAUUCCCUUAUUUAAUAGCAAGAUCUUUUGAUUUAUUAUUAAAAAACGACGUCGAACGUAUCGAGGCUAUGAAACUCGUUCGAAAAGUGAUGUUCCUCUCGCCCAAUAAUUUCCAUGUGGCCGUUUCUCGUAGUUUGGUCGCGUUCGCUAAGGGCGGUAUCGAGGAAAAAGAUCGUAUGCUCAGGGCUUGUCUCGCGACUCUCUCAGAAUUAUGUGUUCUUAACCCAGAUGUGUUCAUUGCUUCGGGAGGUGUGGCAGCUAUCACUAGGAAUUUACUUGAAUGUCAAACCCCUAGAAUUGCAGAGUCUUUAUGUGGCGUUUUACUUUUGCUUUUGGAUCGACCAAUUACUAGGAAUUAUGCGGCGGUGGAUUUACAUUGUAUUUGUGCUCCUUAUUGCGAUUUUCAUUAUAGACAUGGAUGGAUGGAUAAAAAUAGGGAUGAACGUGAAUUAAGAUUUAAUUGUAGUCGCUUGGCUCUUCUUUCGUUAUUACGAAGCUGGUCUGGUAUUUUACAUUUAUGCGACCCCUUUGAUAGUAAAGGUUUUAAAGCGAUUGUUGAUGUGCUUUACUUAAAUCAACUCGAAGUUAGGAAAGCCGUAUUGGAUUUACUUUAUGAAUUAUUAGGUCUUCCCCAACCAGAAUGGAGUGAUGAACUAUCUGUUGCUUUAACAGCUGUUGACCCCGCUGAACCGCAGGCGGCUUGGCGAUUAAAUGAAGGGUUUAUUGUCGCUGAGGGUCGAGCGGUUCUUCCUCAUUUAGCUAGAACAACUCCCAGCAUAACCGAUAUGCAUUUAUCAUUGCUUUUGUAUUGUUUCCUGGAGGCUGGACUUUUAGGUGCAUUAGUUGAAGUUAUUAUUACAAGUGAUACAUUUAUUAGUGUUCGAGCAACGGUUUUAUUGGGGGAGCUAAUAAGAUUAAUACAAGUAAUGUUACCUCCAGAAUGUUGUAACUUAAGUCCGGCGCUACCCGAUUUAUUAAAAUACGCGGUUACAAAUAAACCCCAAGCUUUAAGAGCGAUUACGGCUUUACAACAAAGUCAUAAAAUGUUGAGGCGACGUCCGGCGAGUUACAGUUUAUAUUUGGACUUUAUUUUACAAAGUGGGAAUUUUAUUAAAACGUCAAAUAAGAUUGAAUGUGGGAAAAAGUAUAAAGUGGGACAGUUAAAAACUAAGUUAUCUCAAUUUGUUUUAAAAGAAGACGAUUUUAUUCGAGAUUCGUGCGUUUUGGUCAACAAGGAUCCCCACUCGUGGGAUUGGGGUUUAGUUAAAGUAUUAUUAAAAGAUGAAAAGAUCUUCAAGAUUGAUGUGACGGAGACAACCCAUCGGAACUUUUUAAAGCGUCUUAUCGAUUUUUAUAAACCAACGAAUCAUUUGUACUCUCACACCGAUUUAACAAUAGAAAAACGUUAUUAUACUUUAGUUGGAAUUGAAUUAAUUCAGUGUUUAUUACGAUUGGAUGACGAUUAUUGCACAAGAUUAUUACACGAACUUUUUGGAGACAUUUCAAAUAACAUUACAGCUAUAACAAGCAACAAAAGCCCUCAUGAUUGUCUUUUUAGUCCGUUACAUAUGGGCAACACACAAUGUCAAUCGUAUUUUCUAUUUAUUGGAAGGUUAGGAAGCGCUGCAAAAGGAGUUAGGAUAUUGCAAAAUUUAACUAUUUUUGAACAAUUACAGCAGCUAGCAUCAACAACAAAUCACUCAUGUUAUGUUAAAUUGAUAAUAUCCUCAUUAGACUACAAAAGUGAUUCCCCAUCGAAACAAUUACUCUCAAGUGUAUUAAUUUGUCGCAAUGAAAACUCAAGAUUGUACGCGACUCAAUUCCUUUUAAUCUUAUUAAGAGCUGGAGUGCCGGAUUUCGCUUCGUGGGGAAUCGAAUUUCUCGCUAAACAAUUAAAAGACGAAUCUCGCAGCAUUCGAUUGGCCGCUUUAAACGUUUUACACGAAGCAUGCGAAGUGCCUCAGUGUUUAGAUAGUUUGGCGAACAUAAAUCCGGAUUUGUUAGGUGCAAUGGGUGAAAAAGGAUUGUUUCUUUUGAUUCGAUUCUUAUCAACGACGGCCGGAUUUCACUUGUUAGAAAUGAACGGAUUUGUUUAUAAGGAAAUAACAAGAUGGAAUGAAACGUUUAAUUAUCGUUAUGUACGUUUGGUCGAAACUGAAACUUCAGAUGCUUUAACAUUAAAUCAACGCGGUGAAGAUGGGCGUUAUGAUAAAAGGACUAGUUCUAAUAAGCAAACGAUGAAAAAAGAUGUUUUUUUACCACCACACCUUUACGGGCAGUUAAGUUCACAUAAAGAAGGAUUUAGGAUACUUUUAGAAAAUAUCCCUUUUGAUCACAUGACUCAGGCUUUAGAGGUCGGUAAAUGUGAUACUGAGGAUGAUAUUUUAACGUUAAAAGCGUAUUUAUGGGCUUUAAGUCACUUGGGUAGCUCGAAAUUGGGGGCGGAGGCUUUGAAUGCAAAGAAUGCAAUCACAUAUAUUGUACACUUGGCGGAAAAAUGUGAAGUUUAUUCGAUAAAGGCGACUGCUUUUUAUUGUUUAGGAUUAAUUGCAACAACAAAGUUUGGGGCGGAUUGUUUAUUUAAAUUAAGAUGGGUUUCGAGUAGACACGAUCGGCAUGAUCGUUGGCCUGUUAUUGAAGAUGAAAAUUGGGAGGAUGAAAAUAUUAAAUUACCAUCUUAUGAUAUUGCUUAUCGAUCGGAUUCGGAAAGAUCAAGUGAUAGAUUGUUUCCAUUUGCUGAAGAAACAACUACAGAUACAAGUAUUACAACUGAUGAUGAAAUCUUAUUUAUGGGUGAUGCAGAAUUAACUUCGGACCAAAAACGUUCCCAAACAUUACCAAACAACCAAUCUUACACUCAUUUUCACGUGCGAUCUUUAUCCGAGUCAAGAACUUAUGAUGCUAUAACUGGUGUUGAUCAUAAAUAUUCGUUUUCAAAACGAGUGGGCGGGGGCGAUGUGAAACGAAGGGAAUUAUCGGGAACGGAGUCGACCUCAGGGGUUGGCUCAAGUGAAUCCGUUGUAGGAAAAAAUAUUAGAAAUGAUCGCACUCAAACUUUAAGCCCGAUUCCAAGCUCAUCUAGUCUGCUUACUUUGAAAACGGAGAGAAAUCGGAGAUAUUCCGAGUCUUCAAAACAACAAUCCAUAUUAAGUAUUACCCCAUCGGAUAAAUCGACGGUUUCACCGCCAAGUAGUAGUUGUGGCAAGCCGAGUUAUCAAGAUUUAAAAGGUUAUCGAGAACUAGCUCGGCUCAAAUAUCAAGAUGAACAUUCCGAUUUUCUUCGACAUUUUCAAUACCGUUUUAGCACGUUACGAAGUGACAAAACAAGCGGAGGGGGAGGUUCGUCAUAUUCGACGAGUACAACUUACGAUGAAUAUAUGGAAAUUUUCGGUGGAGAUAAAAGAUCGACCGAAUUAUAUCGACGACCCGUGCGUCACGAUGAAAAACAUUCGUCUCGAAGAAAACGGUGUUAUAUGGGAAUUUGUCUUCCAUUGGAAUUGGGGAAUUUAUUUCCAGAGAGUAGAAGUUUAGGUAGAGGGUUGGUUCGAAGUGGUUCAGAAAACGGAGCUGAUACAAUGAUUCGAAGAAAAGUUGAUAUAACAAUCCAUAAUAAAAAAUUAUGUUUUAAAUGUUCACAAUUAAGAAAUUUAAAUUUAAGUAGGUCAUCGAGUAUAUUUAAAGCUCAAAACCAAUCCAUGUCAAAAUCGGAAGAUGAAAUCAUCGUCGAUCAAGAAGAAGCAUUAAAAACCGAAAUACUCCUUCAAAUCGAACGUUUAGCAAACCCGUUAUUUACAAAAUCAGCUAAACAAACGUUAUUAUUACAAAAGCAAAAAAAUCCGGAUAUUUUUAAAGAUAUGUGUCUGUAUUCGGACGUUUGCCGAACGGUUUCAGAAAACGUAUACCGUUUAGGACCGAGGCGAAUUAUUCAAGAAUUAUUUUUGGAUGUGGCAUUCGAUUUUACGAAUACCGACGUGGAUGCGAUUUUAGCUAAAGAACGGAAUUAUUACGAUGACGUCGUGGUUGGUGGUUGUUGUUCCUUGGUGGUCUCGGCAACCAAUAAAAAUGUAAUUAAGGGUUUUGAUGUCGUAACGAAACCGACCGCGCUUAAAGAGGCGACGAUCACCGAGUGUUCUACUAAGACUGAAAACGUUCCCGUAACUAUACGAACCUUAGAUAAGCUUAAAUUUACUUAUAAUGAGAAUAAAUUUCCUAUUAAGAAUCGAAAUGAUGAUGAGAAACAAGUUAUUAAAUAAUUAUUAAAAAAAAAUAAGAUGAAAAGGAAAAAAAAUAAUUUUUUAUUUUCUGUUUUUAUUGAUUAUUUUUUUUAAUCCUUUAAUGCACAAAUUUGUCUAAAUGUAUUUAAAAUCGAUUUUAUGCAUGAUUUAAGCAUCAUUGAUUAGUGAAAUUCAAAUAAAACAACCUCCAAAAAUUUACUUAUAAACAAAGAUUUUCUAUGCAAAUCAACUUUUUUUACCUAUAAUUUAUUAAACAAUUUUUUAAAUAGUUAAUGUGCGAUAAAGGAUUAAAAUCGAAUCCACUAAGUGCAAUACAUAAAGAGGUAUGAUUGAUGUUUGUUGUUAAAAGAAAAAUUUUUAAAAUAAUAUUUUAAAUAAAUGUAUGAUGUUGACAAGAAAAUGAAUAAAUAAAAUUAGUUGAUUAGUUCAUUCCAAGAUUAUUUCAUUCUGCUUUUAUAAUUUUAUAAACAUCUUUUAAUGCAUUCGUCAUAUCAUAUUGUUUAUGUUUUGCUGAAACGGUUGUCCCUAUGUAGGGGUAAACAAAAAAAGAAUUUAAAAUUUUGUUGUUAAUUUACACAACCAGUAUAACCAAUGUUCCUAUUUUUGCCGAUUCAACAAAAAACAAUUACUAAUAAUUAAAAAAAGAUUAAAUAAAAACUUAAUGAAGGGUUACACGAGCUAUAUUU
Molecule: messenger RNA, 5529 nt
Organism: Onthophagus taurus
Lineage: Eukaryota; Metazoa; Arthropoda; Insecta; Coleoptera; Scarabaeidae
Gene: rictor
Product: rapamycin-insensitive companion of Tor
Biological process (GO): positive regulation of phosphatidylinositol 3-kinase/protein kinase B signal transduction; TORC2 signaling
Cellular component (GO): TORC2 complex
Molecular function (GO): protein serine/threonine kinase activator activity
Source: RefSeq, a predicted model, not a curated record